Phragmites australis (common reed) is the source of this 888-nucleotide messenger RNA. RefSeq lists its product as uncharacterized. Gene Ontology annotation, molecular function: nucleic acid binding. Lineage: Eukaryota; Viridiplantae; Streptophyta; Magnoliopsida; Poales; Poaceae. The record is from RefSeq and is a predicted model, not a curated record. Gene Ontology annotation, biological process: DNA integration. The transcript has 2 exons.
AUGGAGCUUACUAUUAGAAGCAAGACAUUAUCCACCGCCUUCUUCGUCAUUGAGGUGCAAGAUUUCAUCGAUCAAAUACAUCCUCCAUCAUCUAAGGGUCAUCGCAUCAUUUUGGUUGCUAUGGAUUAUUUUACUAAAUAAGCUGAAACUGUUCCUCUCAAGAACAUGACACACAAAGAGGUGAUUGAUUUUAUAUUAGAGCAUAUUGUUGAUGGAUCCGAUAUUCCACUGACUUCAACUAUGGAUCAAGGUACUUCAUUCAUGUCACAUCAGGUACGUGAAUUUUCCAAGUCAGUGAAAAUUAAACUUCUCAAUUCAUCUCCAUAUUAUGCUCAGGGCAAUGGUCAGGCCGAGUCUAAUAAUAAAAUUUUGAUUAAUCUUAUUAAGAAGAAAAUAGAGGAACACCAUAGGAGAUGGCAUGAGGUUCUAUCGGUGGCUUUGUGGGUACAUUGUAUAUCUAGACACGGUGCCACUAAAGUAAUGCCGUAUGAACUUGUUUAUGGACAAGAGGUUGUAUUACCCAUUGAAGUGAAUCUUGGUGCUCUAAGAUUGGCCGAACAAAAUUACUUGUCAGUUGUGGAUUAUUAUGAUUUAGUGAUGGACAUGAUUGAUAAAGUGACGGAUGAAAGGUUGAAGGCUUUGAGGGAGAUCAAGAAAGACAAAUUAAGAGUAGCUAAAGCUUACAACAAGAAGGUAAAAGCAAAGUCAUUUCAGAUUGAUGAUCUUGUGUGGAAGACUAUCAUGCCUAUUGGAUUGAAGGACAACAAAUUUGGCAAAUGGUCUCCAAGUUGGGAGGGUCCGUACAAAGUUGUAAGUAUCGUCCUUGGAAAUUCUUAUUUGUUAAAAACUUCGCAAGGGGAGAAAUUGCCCAAAGCUAUUAAUGGAUGA